AUGCUUUCCAACACAACUGAUGAUGGCUUCUACGAUUUGCAGCACGGUCAAGACCCCGACAUAGUUCACGUACGAGGUCUGUGCAGGGGAGAUGUGAAUCAGACAACUUGUCAGAAUUGCCUCAACGAUGCCAAAACUCGUCUCCCAACGUUAUGUCCAAAUCAGAAAGAAGCAUUUGGGUACUAUGACUUCUGCACUUUAUACUAUGCCAGCAAUCGAAGACGCAGAAAUAUCGGCACUCAACCUCCCCAUAGUUACAACAACCCAACAGAUGCAAAAGACAAGGAAAAGUACACAAGUGCGCUUACUGAUCUAAUGCAGAGACUGAAAAGCCAAGCUUCUGGGGAGUCUGAUUUUAAGGUAGCUGUGGGAGGCAAAGUGGCUGAUGAGUCUGAAAAUGUUUAUGGUCUUGUUCAGUGCUCGCCAGAUUUGUCUACGAAAGAGUGUAGUGAUUGCUUGGAUGACGCGAUGUCAGAGAUCCCAGUCUGUUGUAGGAACAAGAUUGGUGGUAGGGUUAUUAAACUCGACUGCAAUCUUCGAUUUGAGACGGUUCAUUUCUAUUAUGAUAUUUAA
Molecule: messenger RNA, 573 nt
Organism: Neltuma alba
Lineage: Eukaryota; Viridiplantae; Streptophyta; Magnoliopsida; Fabales; Fabaceae
Product: cysteine-rich receptor-like protein kinase 26
Exons: 1
Coding region: 1-573 (190 amino acids)
Source: RefSeq, a predicted model, not a curated record